ACUAAAUUCACAGCGGUUUGUACUUAGCCAUAUUGAAUGAAAUUGAUAUUGGUUUAACUCAAAUAAACGAAUUGUAUGAAUUAAAAUUGUAAAGAUUCAUCAGAAGAAUUACACCGUAUCGGCAAGAAUAUACAAAGAAGUCAGCUUUUUCACGUAGCUCAUUAACUAAGAAAAAUUAAGGUGCGGCUUCUUCAUAAAUUGGUAUCAUACGCAGGCAAAAUUGAUUCCUCAAAUUUUAAAAAAAUAUCUUCUUCAUUGAAGAUGUCUCGAUCGAUUCGUGCAGAGACACGAAGUCGAGCCAAAGAUGAUAUUAAAAAGAUUAUGCAAGUAGUUGAUAGAGUUCGGCAUUGGGAGAAAAAAUGGGUAACAAUAGGAGAUACCACAAUGCGCAUUUACAAAUGGGUCCCUGUGGCAACUAACGAACCAAAAAAGCUUAAACAUAAAGAUUCUAAUAAGGAGAAUUUAGCAAGAAAAGCAGAUUCGUCAAAUUCAAAUUUUACCAUGGCUGAGGAUUCAAAUACAUGUUUUUCAACUGUAAGUGAUUCUCAAGGUCCAACUGAUUUUUCAUCACACAUAACGUUUUCGGAAGACUCUAAUUCGCGUAGCAGCGAGCCACCUAUUAAAAGACUAAAAACGGAAUGAAUUAAUGCAAUUGGACAAAAAAUCUCUUGGGAAAAUAGUUUAUAUUAAAAUUAUUAAUUAAU
Messenger RNA from Onthophagus taurus, 704 nucleotides. It is a transcript of the gene BCL7-like, whose product is annotated as chromatin remodeling complex subunit BCL7B-like protein. The record is from RefSeq and is a predicted model, not a curated record. NCBI's taxonomy places the organism in Eukaryota, Metazoa, Arthropoda, Insecta, Coleoptera, Scarabaeidae.